Molecule: messenger RNA, 2604 nt
Organism: Blastomyces dermatitidis ER-3
Lineage: Eukaryota; Fungi; Ascomycota; Eurotiomycetes; Onygenales; Ajellomycetaceae
Exons: 4
Coding region: 836-1924 (362 amino acids)
Biological process (GO): regulation of transcription by RNA polymerase II
Molecular function (GO): DNA-binding transcription factor activity, RNA polymerase II-specific; RNA polymerase II transcription regulatory region sequence-specific DNA binding
Source: RefSeq, a predicted model, not a curated record
ACCUCGAGCCCUCGGACUCCAGAGACCUUUAUAAUGUGAAAUAAGGGCACACUUUUGUAAACAAUUACUCGGUAUCACCUACAUUGAACCUUUUGACGCGCGGCACAGGAGCUGAAAAGGAGACUAUCAAGAUCACCAGGGGCCAGUUUAGGAGAGGAAACAUUACAUCUUCUGUCAGACCUUAUACUGUGACACCCAUGUUAUCAAACCGGCGUUAAAUGCCUCGCGACAAAUCUAUUGGACUAUCUAACCUCAACACCUAAAUUCAAAGAUCCUGGGGAAAGGCUGUUUCAGCCUCAAUGCAACUGUGUGAACCUCAAAAUCCUUAUGAAAAGAACGACAUUGAUACCUGUGCUCUAUUUACCUACCUCCUUCGGACCCCAAUCUUCUGGAAAUAGGCGGAUGAGUGUCUAGCAACUGAACCCCAUCGAAAAAUAUACAGUGUAACACAUUGUUGUUCAUCGUGCCGUCUCUCGUGUCUCCCAUUUCCAUGCGCCAGGUUGACGCUAGUUGGAAUAUCAACAACUGGAACCCGGCCGACAGCCGCUCAGCCCCGAAACUUUAGGCCAUUCCCAACUGUUAUGAACGAUCGCGAUUUGCUCCAAAUCGACCCGAUCGACCGGAAGCGUUUUGAAUUGGAGCCCAGGGCGCAUUUAAGUGUUGCUCCUGCUAGUGAAAUCAAAGGUCAUCCCACAAUAAAUUUCAAAAAAAAAAAAAAAAAAAAAAAAAAAAAAAAAAAAACAUUGAAGCAGAGACCCAGAAUGAGAUAAGAAAUAUAAAAACAAUCUUAUCUGAAACUGAAACGGAAUAUCUGGAGGGCAACUCUGAAUUUUCAAUGCCAUCGACUUCCGCGAAUUGGAUUUCAGGAGCUUACUUGACCUCUAAUCCUGUCGAAAGCCACAGCAUUAAAACCAACGAUAAUGAUGCUGAAGAAGGAGACUGUGAGAAUGAAUUAGCCAUUGGCAUAUGUGACGACCAACUUGAGAGAGAGAGCCAUGAGGGAAAUGGACAACGCCAGCCUGGUGGAGGUGGCCAUGCAAAAGUACCAGCCGACUGGCAGACAGGAAAGGGGAAGAUGAAACGCUUCCGACUCUCGCAUAACCAGACUCGAUUUCUCAUGAACGAAUUUGCUCGCCAAGCUCAUCCGGAUGCCGCUCAUAGGGAGCGCUUGUCGAAGGAGAUCCCAGGUCUAAGUCCGCGUCAGGUGCAGGUUUGGUUCCAGAAUCGGCGAGCCAAACUAAAACGUCUAACAAACGACGAUCGAGAACGGGUGUUGAUCUCGAAGGCCUUAGCGGAUGGCUUUGACAUCGCACGAAGCAUUCAUUCGCCGUACGGGAGUUGGCACCAAUCUUCCCACACCCUCGCUUCCCCUGGGAGUUACUUAAAUGCCAACCAGGAAGGGGGAGAGGAAGAUAUACUUACGCCUUUGAUAGUCGAUAUUGUGGGCAGGCUAAGUGACGAAGACUAUGCGAUAUCUCCGUUAAGCGCUUCCUCUAAUUACGACAGCUACUUCCCCUCACCGGCUUCAGCGUCAGCCUCUGGGUCAGAACUUGAUAUGCCGCCAAUAACAAUAGGAGGCGAUAUCGCGUCGCAUUGCCCAUCAUUUUCCAACCCGCAAACAUCAAGCUUCCAAUAUAUGAGUCCGUGCACGAGUCCUGGUAGUUUUUCCCAUUCUACUUCGCAAACUUCUCAUCAUCACAUCCAGGCUAUGGAACAACAAGAUACGACGAGACAGAGGGCAGGAUCAUUGAGAUCCCCUCCCCGAGCAAGCAUAUCAUCUACCCACGCCUACAUGGGGUUGGAUAUGCCAUGUAAUACCCACUCAUAUGACAAUAUCACCUCGCAGACGUUCAUGGAUACCAACGUUAGCCAUGCACCCCACAGCCAACUACAUAAAUCAGGCCAGCCACCCAAACCCUCAUGACCCUUCGGCUACGCACAGCUCCAACCAGCCUCCCUCCCGAAUUACACCUGGACACAGGAUACUGAAAACAAGGCGAUGAUGGCCUACAAUCCGCUCCUCUACCAGACAUGCAUAUCCUGCGCGAAGACCAAUUAUCUCCUUUCAGCACCACCACCACCACCAUCACCACCGUUGGCAUAGGCCCAUUCGACAUUUCCUAUCCCGAGCGCAACUCUUCAUCACUAAGCCUCCCGGCAUCCUUUAUCCCAUAUUAGCUCGAAUGGAUGGGGAGAGGAAUGCGGGCUGGCAAAUAGCAUCGACGCGGAAUUCCCCAAGGGAUUGCCUAUGAAAUAAGGUAUAGCUUACCCAAGUAUACAUACUUGGGGAGAUUUCGUGGUUCUCAAUAAAAUCGGGAGGGUAUUGAUAUUUUGUAUAUACGAUAUUCUUCUCCUUUUGUUUGUCUGUUUUAAAGGAUCUUGGACUGAAACCCUAUUCCUAUUUCGCUUAUAUGUUGUUUCGCAGGAAAUUAUUUCUUCUGGAGAUUGAUUUCUUUCUUUUUUGUCAUCUAUCCCAUUUCAUUAUCCCUCUAUACUCUAGUUCGCUAGACGUUCGGAUAAUUUUUUUUUUUUUUUCUUUCUUUCUUUCUUUCUUUCUUUUCUUUUUUUUUCUUUCUUUCUUUCUUUCUUUCUUUUCUUUUUUUU